AUGUGGAAGUCUGCACUACUUCUUGCGCCAGUGGCGCUCGCUAUAGACAUCUCUUUUGACUCCGCAGACUCAAUACGGGAAGGCGCCGCUACCAUCGCCCAAGAUAUGAUGAGUUUCUACAAAGGUCACGAUCCCGGUGAGACGGUCGGCAUAUUACCCGGAGGCUUGGAGUGCAAUCCAGAAAUCCCAGGCGUGUACUGCUGGUGGCAAGCAGGUGCUAUGUGGGGCGGACUGAUUAACUACUGGCAAUAUACUGGUGAUGACACCUACAACCAAUUCGUGAUCGAGUCAAUACAAGCACAGAGAGGCCCAGAUAUGAAUUUCAACCCGCCGAAUCAAUCCAGGAGUAUGGGUAUUGACGACCAGGCUUUCUGGGCUUUCACUGCUCUGGAUGCCGCCGAAGCCAACUUUCCAGAGUCAGAAGUUGAAGGCGAUCCGUCAUAUCUAUCCCUGGCGCAAGGGCUGUUCAACUUCCAGACCAACCACUGGGAUUCAAGAACUUGUGGUGGAGGCUUCCGGUGGCAAGUAAUUCCAGUGAACAGUGGCUACCAUCUCAAAAAUAUGAUUUCGAACGGUGGCAACUUUCAAGUUGCCGCACGGCUAGCGUAUAUCACGGGCAACGAGACCUACGCAGACUGGGCAACCAUGGUUUGGGACUGGAUGGCCGACAGUCUGAUGUUUGACCGGACCGACGAUGAACUUCUCUAUAUCUGGGACAACGUCAACGCCGAGAAGGAUUGCGGUGAUCCAGUUAGAUUUAUCUGGAGCUACAACUAUGGUGUGCUGCUGGCUGGCGCUGCGUACAUGUAUAAUCACACCGAAGACGCUGCAUGGAAAGAAAGAGUCGACGAGCUUCUUGCGAGUACCAUGAUACUUUACUUCCCAGAAGACAAGGGAGGCAAUACCAUGGUGGAGUAUCUAUGUGAGGAGCAGCAGCUGUGCAACCAGGACCAAAAGAGCUUCAAAGCAUAUCUCACCCGAUGGUUGGCAGUAACGGCGCUGCUGGUGCCCGACACCUGGGACACGAUCUAUCCCAAGCUGAUGUCCAGUGCCGCUGGUGCCGCUGGACAGUGCACUGGUGGAACAUCGGGCACUAUGUGCAGUCAGAUGUGGUACACCAACGUCCAUACAGGACAAUCUGGCGUUGGCGAACAGAUGAGUGCACUCGCAGCAGUUGGAGCCUCCAUGUUACAACGUAGUAUGGCGCCUCUCACCAAAGACUCGGGAGCUCAGUCGGAAAGCAACCCUACCACUGGCCUGACUGACAACAGUGUCAAGGAGUUCAGGGACAUCACAGAUGGAGACAGGGCUGGCGCCGCCAUCCUCACCAUCCUCGUGUGUGUCUUAAUGGUGGGUGCUAUGGGAUGGAUCGUGCUUGAAUAG
Cyphellophora europaea CBS 101466 is the source of this 1383-nucleotide messenger RNA. RefSeq lists its product as uncharacterized. Gene Ontology annotation, biological process: carbohydrate catabolic process; fungal-type cell wall biogenesis. Gene Ontology annotation, molecular function: mannan endo-1,6-alpha-mannosidase activity. Lineage: Eukaryota; Fungi; Ascomycota; Eurotiomycetes; Chaetothyriales; Cyphellophoraceae. The record is from RefSeq and is a predicted model, not a curated record. The coding region runs from base 1 to 1383 and encodes 460 amino acids. The transcript is spliced from 3 exons.